CGAGGCAAAAAUCGUGGCUCCUUAUGAAAAAACAAUUGUAUAUAUCAUUUAAAUUUUUUUUGGGCGGCACGGCGAGUAGGCUGCGUUAACAUUCUUUAUCGGUCAAUCGGGGGCGUAGUUUAUUGUAAUUUCGAUAUAUUUGGUAAUUUCAUCAACACUUUUCGAGUUCAACUUAGUCAUGAGCAACCAAACCGUUAACACCAACACCAAGCGCUGGGCCCUGCUCGCCGCUAGUCUGGGCCUGGCCUAUGUGCUCGUGCGGCACAGGCAAUCGAUUUGGGGCGUAUUGGGACGCAGUCCCUUUCAGCUACAGCAUAAACGCAUUGAAGUUAUCAGCUCGGUUAACGAGUCACAGCGCAUUCUGAAUGAACUUAAGAGCCAUUGCGAGUCAUUUAAAGUGAUUGGCUUUGAUUGUGAAUGGAUUACUGUUGGCGGCACACGUCGACCUGUUGCUCUGCUGCAGCUGAGCUCCCACAAGGGCCUCUGCGCCCUAUUUCGCUUGUGCUGCAUGAAGCAAAUACCUAAAGAUUUGCGUGAAUUGCUCGAGGAUGAUGCCGUGCUGAAGGUAGGCGUCGCACCACAAGACGACGCUAUGAAGCUAUCGCAUGAUUAUGGUGUUGGCGUUGCCAGCACCUUUGAUUUGCGCUACAUGGCCGUCAUGGCUGGGCACCAGGCCGAGGGCCUAGGCAAGCUAUCACAAACUCAUCUCAAUACAGUGCUCGACAAGAAUUGGCGUCUGGCCUGCUCCAACUGGGAGGCUCCACAACUGGAUUCCGCACAGCUUAAUUAUGCCGCCAAUGAUGCACUGGCCGCUGUUGCUAUUUUUCAGAAGCUAUCCAAAGAUCUGGAACCCCGUACCUUUUGGGACUGGCGUGCUCCGAAAUUCGAGCAGUUGCGCCCAAAAAUUGAGCCAUUUCUAGAUGUAGAUUUUACUAAAGGCUUUGUCUCUGGCCUCGGCAAGACCCUAUCGACAGACACUCCCUCACAUCCACUAACAGGCAAGUCUAAGCACAAGCGCAACAAGAAGCAUCAGCAGUCGCAGCAGCAGCAGCCGCAACAGCAGCAAGUUCGCAAUCUGGGCACUCAGUCCAAGGCUUUCUAUGACAAUUGCGUGCUGGAGGCGCCCGAUGGCGAGCUGCUCUGCACUAUUGAUCGUCGCAAGGCCUCUUGGUAUUUGAACCAGAAUCUAGGCACUCAGGUCAGCGAGCAGCCGUUCACAGUGCGCUUGAAUUUCGAGCCGGCAGGUCGAGCUGUCGGAGACGUGGGCCGCUACUAUCAGACGCCCAAGGAGAAUCAAUGCGUUGUAUGCGGACGUCGAGAUGCCUAUAUACGAAAGAAUGUCGUGCCACGCGAAUAUCGCAAACAUUUUCCGGUUGUUAUGAAAUCACACACAUCCCACGACAUACUCCUGCUCUGUCCCAGCUGCCACCAAUUGAGCAAUAUAUCGGACAACAAGAUACGUAAUAAGCUCGCAAUGACCUGCGAGGCACCAUUCGGCCAUGGCGAGGGCGUCUCCAAGUACCAUGAUGAUCAGCAGCUAAGAAACGUGAAGUUAGCUGGGAAGGCUCUGCUAAUGCAGAGCGAUCGUAUGCCCAGCCAGAAGGUAACACAGUUACAGAAGACCAUUUUGGAUUACUAUACAGAUGUCACUGAGAUAACCCCAGAGCUGUUGCAGAAGGCCGCUAAAUUGGAUUGCCGUGUGGCCAACGAAGAUUACUGCCAGCACGGCAAGAAGGUCGUCCAGGUAUAUCGCGAUAAGCUCGGUGGUCUCGUCGAGCUGGAGCGUUUGUGGCGGGAACACUUUUUACACACUAUGCAGCCCAAAUUUUUGCCCAAACUAUGGAAUGUCAAUCAUAAUGCCAAUCGCUUAGAGGUGCGUGCCAGCGAAGGGCGCAUCGACAAUGAAGAUUUGGUUGUGGCAGGUCUAGAAUCAGUAAUUAGUGUAAAGAAUAUAGCUAGAUCGUAACAGUGUGA
This is a messenger RNA of Drosophila navojoa, 1974 nucleotides long. RefSeq names its product Exonuclease 3'-5' domain-containing 2 (gene Exd2). Gene Ontology annotation, cellular component: nucleus; cytoplasm. Gene Ontology annotation, biological process: nucleobase-containing compound metabolic process. NCBI's taxonomy places the organism in Eukaryota, Metazoa, Arthropoda, Insecta, Diptera, Drosophilidae. Gene Ontology annotation, molecular function: 3'-5' exonuclease activity; nucleic acid binding. The record is from RefSeq and is a predicted model, not a curated record.